ACUUCAUUUUAUAUUUUCCAUAUAUAUUAUUUCCGCUGCUGUUUGAUUUCACGCGAUGAUACGAAAAGAAAUGCCGCGCACUCGUGCAAGUGGCUGGCGUCGAGAAGACGAUUCUCGAAGCGAUCUCAAUAUCGAUAGUCUCGAACAACCGCGCGACACGUUGAUAGUUGAGUGUGGAGAGCGUAAAUACGUGGUAUGGUUGGUGAUAAGUCGGUAUCAGUCAAGAAAUCAAAAUACUACGAGAGUAAUUUAUAAGGAACAGAGAUACUACACGUAGAAGCUACGCUUAUGGUCGGCCGAUGGAGGAGCACGCGAAGGAAGAUUGCUGCGUAUUCGAGCAGUACACGUCGGUGAUCCACGAGAAGAAAGUUGACGAUAAUGCACCAUGCGAAGGCGCAAGACUACCCUAAACAUAACAGAGUCCGUCACAGAAAAUCUGGGAAAAGCUCGCCACCUAGUAAAAUGGUGGGAUUAGGUAGCGAAGAAUUGUUCGUCUCAAAUAUUGCCGACACUCCUAUGGAAUUAGAGAUCAGUUCUGAAGAUGAGGGUGAAGGCAGAGGUGAUAUGCAGCGAUUGAUCCCAUCAUCAGUUGGCACUAUCUGCGUUGAUCCAAGUAACAAGAAUGACGACUUGAGAGAAAGUGAGCCAGAAAACACAGUAGACGAUGAAAGCGUCUGGUCUAUCUCCAUCCAGAUGUUUAUACCUUUCCUACUUGCUGGCUUUGGAAUGGUAGCCGCUAGUUUGCUGUUAGACGUGGUACAGCACUGGCCAGUAUAUCAGGUGGUAUCGGAAGUGUAUAUAUUAGUUCCUGCACUAUUGGGUCUAAAAGGAAAUCUAGAAAUGACGUUAGCCUCCAGAUUAUCGACUCAGGCUAAUUUAGGUCAAAUGGAUACGAAAAAGCAGAAAUGGACGUUGAUCGUCGGUAACUUGGCCUUAAUCCAGUGCCAGGCUAUGGUAGUGGGUCUGCUGGCAUCUUUGGCCGCCAUCAUCCUCGGUUGGGUCCCUGAGGCUCACUUUGAUAUGCACCAUGGGCUUUUGCUGUGUGCCAGCGCCUUGAUCACUGCCUCUGUAGCCAGUUUCCUGCUAGGCCUCGUGAUGGUCGCGGUCAUACUAUUAUCACGGCAAAUGAACAUCAAUCCUGAUAACGUUGCUACUCCAAUCGCGGCCUCCUUAGGCGACUUAACUACUUUAGCUCUUUUGUCCUGGAUCUCUUCUCUUUUAUACGACGCGAUAGGUAACGCUCCAUGGAUAGCGCCGAUAUUAAUAACAUUUUGUGUAUUGGCAACUCCCGUAUGGGGUUACAUAGCAGCUAGGAAUCCAUUCACUAAAGAAGUAUUGGAUACCGGCUGGACGCCUGUGAUAUCCGCAAUGUUGAUCAGCAGUCUCGGUGGGCUGAUCUUGGAUUAUACCAUAUCGAGUUACAAGGGCAUAGCGGUUUUCCAAUUAGUGAUUAAUGGCGUCGGAGGGAAUUUAGUUGCUGUUCAGGCCAGUAGAAUAUCAACAUCUCUGCAUAAAGACUGUCAGACGGGUGUCAAAACGAUACCCAAUGUUUGCAUCAGUCCAUUCCAUGCAUUUUUCGCCAAAGGGGGACAUGCAAGAACAGCUAGAGUGUUGCUGAUGAUGGUGAUACCAGGGCAUUUGAUCUUUAGUUAUACCAUUAGUUAUAUUCAAGCAGGGCAUACCUCCUUUACGCCUAUAUUUAUUACGAUAUAUUUAAUCGCUGCAAUGUUACAAGUAGUCCUAUUGUUAUAUAUUGCGCAAUUGAUGGUUGUUUGGAUGUGGACAAGGGGUAUGGAUCCUGACAGCUCCGCAAUACCAUACCUGACAGCGGCUGGAGACCUUAUAGGAACUGCCCUCCUUGGAAUUGCCUUCCAUAUUCUUUAUGCCAUAGGCGACGGCGACUCUGAUGUAGGAGACUGA
Harpegnathos saltator (Jerdon's jumping ant) is the source of this 1920-nucleotide messenger RNA. RefSeq names its product solute carrier family 41 member 1. Lineage: Eukaryota; Metazoa; Arthropoda; Insecta; Hymenoptera; Formicidae. The transcript has 7 exons. The record is from RefSeq and is a predicted model, not a curated record. Gene Ontology annotation, molecular function: monoatomic cation transmembrane transporter activity. The coding region runs from base 379 to 1920 and encodes 513 amino acids. Gene Ontology annotation, cellular component: plasma membrane. Gene Ontology annotation, biological process: monoatomic cation transport.